This is a messenger RNA of Lactuca saligna, 1740 nucleotides long. The record is from the annotation of a GenBank genome assembly. NCBI's taxonomy places the organism in Eukaryota, Viridiplantae, Streptophyta, Magnoliopsida, Asterales, Asteraceae.
ACAAUUCAUGAGCAACAAAAGGCAACCUAAACUCAACCAAUUAUAACUUCACAACAAGAGUAUGUAGAAAUUCCUACAACAUAAAUCCAUUCAUAUUCAAACUACAAACCCAUAUCACAACUUUCAUUCCUACCGUUUCCAUUCGGUCGGGCUUUUCUUUACUUAUGGAGAAGAAAAAGAGAUUGGAAGAGGUAGAUGGCCGGUUGCAACAACAUUUGGUUCUUCUUCUUGCUAUUGUUUUAGGGUUUUUGAUCAUGGAUCCUUUUGACAUGAGUCCAGUUGGUGGACAUGAUUUUCGACCUGUGAAAAACGAUAUUGCACCAUAUGACCAAGUGAUGGAGAGUUGGCCAGCAGAUAAUCUUAGCCGACUAGGGCUUGGGAACUUGGAGCAUGUGGAUAAAGUGUUUGGACCCGAGUCCUUGGAAUUUGAUCCAUUGGGAAAUGGACCCUAUACUGGUAUGGCUGAUGGUCGGAUUGUGAAGUGGGCUGGCGAAGGUCGAGGAUGGGUAACAUUUGCUCUUGUUUCGCGAGACUGGUCAGAAAAGUUAUGCAUGACCGGAAAAGACUCAACGACAUACAAGCAAUGGAAAAUGGAGGCAUUAUGUGGACGACCACUAGGAUUGAGGUUUGAUAAAAGUAGCGGAAAUUUAUACAUUGCUGAUGCGUACUAUGGGCUUAUGGUGGUUGGUCCUGACGGUGGCCUAGCAACACCGCUAUCCACCCAUAUGGGUGGAGAGCCGAUACUCUUUGCAAAUGACCUUGAUAUACAUAGUAAUGGAUCUAUCUUCUUCACAGACACCAGCCAGAAGUACAAUAGAGUGAACCAUUUCUUUAUAAUGUUGGAAGGGGAGGCAAGUGGAAGACUACUUAGAUAUGACCCUCCAACAAAGUCAACUCAUAUUGUAUUAGAUGGCUUGGCUUUCCCGAAUGGGGUUCAAUUGUCUAAGGACGAAUCGUUUCUUUUGUUCACUGAGACUACAAACUGCAGGCUUAUGAAACUAUGGUUAAAAGGUGAAAAGAAAGGCAAAGUCGAACUUGUGGCAAACUUACCUGGUUUCCCCGACAAUAUAAGAAUAAACGAACAAGGCCAGUUUUGGGUAGCUAUUGAUUGUUGCAGGACAAAAGCUCAAGAAAUCUUGACAAAUAACCCGUGGAUGAGGAGUGUAUACUUUCGUUUGCCUUUUCAAAUGCGUUAUUUGGCUCGAAUAAUGGGAAUGAAAAUGUACUCAGUGAUAUCUCUUUUUGAUGAACAAGGGAAGAUCUUAGAUGUUCUUGAAGACAAGGAAGGUGUAGUGAUGAAACUGGUUAGUGAAGUUAGGGAAGCUAAUGGGAUGUUGUGGAUUGGUACCGUUGCUCAUAAUCAUAUUGCAACUCUACCUUACCCUUGAUGAGGGUUCAUAUAACUUGUUGAUUGUAAUAAGCCAUUCAGAUGUGUUUGUUGAUUUGUUUCUGUCUUUUUUUCUAAAUAUUAUGCAUUUAUAAGUUGAAUAACUUAGAGAUUGCAAUUGAAUGCAGAAACUGGGAAAACAAGAAAAAAAAAGUUUGAAUGGAAAUAAGAAAAUACCGAAGAACCAUCGAUGAUAAUAUUGCCAAUCUAUGAACACCAAAAAGAAAAAAAGGGUGUUCAAGCCGACAAGUUUGAGGUUAUUUUGCUAUUUAGUUAUAUUUGAUUUAUUCUAAUGUAGAUGUACAUAUGAUCAUAUUGGGAUCCAACAAAAACAAAUUAAAAUGACAAAUGAC